ACGUUAAAUAAACAGAAAACUCCAACAGAAAAUAACGAAGUGUAGUCAGACCCGCUUAGUUAAUUCUCACUUGACCGCUAUGUUUUAUUUUUAUUGUUAAGAAACUACGAAAUGGUACAAAGGGCUUAAUUUACGUUGGUUAGCCAGUGAGUUAACAUGCUAGCAGUUUGGCAGCUAGCUGAACAGGUCCUAUUCAAAUGUAACAAUACAGAAAAAUAUAAUUUAUUUAACCCCAGAUAAAGGGGCUUCUAGUGUAUUCGCGUUCUUUAAAGAGGCACAUUUUCUGUUUGGACUUGGCUGACAGGCUAGCGUUAAGGCUAAAGUUUAGCAUGCCCUCUGUCACUUUCUACCAGCAUCAGUGGUUAACCCUGCAGUAGCCUGCUCUUUGGGACACACAACAGAUUCAGUCCACAAUGUCCGCAUCACAGAGGCUGCUUCACCUGGUGAAGUACAGGAGUCUGUGGACCCAUGCGCGGAGAAAAGUCACCACCUGGUCUCCUGUUGGGGCUGCUUUCAAUGCCAAACCACGCCGGAGGCUGGAACUGUUUGAGAAAAACGUGGGCUUGUUUGGGGUGCCAGAGCUCAGCUGUCCUGCAGGCUUCCAGGCAGCCACAGAAACAGCCCUGAGAAAGACUGAAGUGCUGCUGCACAAAGCCUGCUCCUGCCCUCCAGGUGUGGAGACCGUCGAGUGCUUCGACCAGCUCUCAGAUGGGUUGUGCAAAGUGGCUGAUCUGGCAGACUUUAUAAAAGUGGCCCAUCCAGACCCGGCGUACCGUGAAGCUGCAGAGAGGACCUGCGUAGAGAUCGGCACGGUCGUGGAGAAGCUGAACACUAAUGUUGAGUUAUGCAAGAGCCUGAAGAAUUUACUGGACAACCCAAAAGUUGCGGCAGAGCUGGACCCAGACACAAAGCGCGUGGCAGAGUUAUUCAUGUUUGACUUUGAAAUCAGUGGAAUUCAUCUGGAUGAUAAACUGAGGAAAGAGGCCGUCGCUCUUCACGUUAAGCUCCUGGAUCUGAAUAACGAGUUUCUGAUUGGCUCCCAUGUGCCCAACAGAAUCGCCAAGUCUGCGAUUCCCCAACACCUCCAGGUCCACUUUGCAAGCGAGGGAAGCUUCAUUCAGAUUGGAGGAUUACAUGCAGAUUCCCCCGAUGACUUGCUACGAGAGAUCGCGUACAGGAUCUACCUGUAUCCCAACGCCGACCUGAUGGAGUGUCUGGAGGAGCUGCUGAAGUGCAGGUAUAAGCUGGCCAAACUGGUCGGCUAUGACUCCUACGGACACAGGGCGCUGAAGGGAACCAUGGCCAAAAAUCCAGAAACGGUGAUGAGCUUUCUCCGGUUGUUAACAGACAAACUGUCACACAGAACAGAAAAAGAUUUUCGGAUGAUGAGAGACAUGAAGAAGAGGCUCAACCCUCGUAAUGCUGAGGUAAUGCCCUGGGAUCAUCCGUUCCUCAGCGGUGUCCUGCGUGCUGAAAGGUACAACAUUGAGCCGAGCCUGUACAGUCCCUACCUGUCUCUCGGUGCUUGCAUGGAGGGUUUGAACAACCUUUUCUCCCGGCUGUACGGCGUCUCCCUCAUGUCGGAACAGCCCGGCGCUGGAGAAGUGUGGAGCGAGGACGUCCGCAAACUGGCUGUGGUGCAUGAAACUGAAGGAUUAUUGGGACAUAUCUACUGUGACUUUUUCCACAGACGAGAUAAACCUCACCAGGACUGUCACUUCACCAUCCAGGGGGGGCGCUGGUGCCAGGAAACCGACCAGUACCAGCUGCCGGUUGUGGUGCUGAUGCUGAGCCUCCCCCACCCCACCAAGAGCGCGCCCACCCUGCUCACCCCAGGCAUGAUGGAGAACCUCUUCCACGAGAUGGGCCACGCCAUGCACUCCAUGCUGGGCAGGACCCGCUACCAACACGUGACAGGAACCAGGUGUGCGACUGAUUUCGCUGAGGUGCCCUCCAUCCUCAUGGAGUACUUUGCCACAGACUAUCGGGUAAUCAGCCAGUUCGCCCGUCAUUAUGAGACCGGACAGCCUCUGCCUGAAAGCAUGGUGGCUCGCCUGUGUGAGUCCAAGAAGGUGUGCGGAGCGGCAGACACCCAGCUGCAGGUUUUCUAUGCGGCCUUGGACCAGAUCUACCACGGCAAACCGCAGAACCGCUCCACAACCGAAAUCCUCAAGGAGACGCAGGAGAAGUUCUAUGGCUUGCCUUAUAUACCCAACACGGCGUGGCAGCUGAGAUUCAGCCACCUGAUUGGCUAUGGGGCCAAGUACUACUCGUACCUCAUGUCGCGGGCCGUGGCCUCCAUGGUGUGGAAGCAGUGCUUUGUUCAGGAUCCAUUAAACAGGGACAUGGGCGAGCGUUACCGACGGGAGAUGCUGGCCCACGGAGGAGCCAAAGAGCCCAUGCUGAUGGUGGAAGGCAUGCUUCAGAGACGGCCCAGCAUCGAGGACUUUGUGGACGCCCUGGUGUCCGAGCUGGACCCGAACUUUGAGACCUUCCUCAUGGACUCUGAAAGCUGAUGGAAACGACCUUCCUGAGGCCGAGUCGGGACACGGAGAAGCUUUCAGGCCACAUCUUCACUUCAUCUGUAAAUUCAUCGUCAACAUGUUUUUCAAUAGUAACACAUGGAGUCAUAUUGACUUGUUUAAUGUACCCGCCCCAGUCUCCUGUUUCAGUCAUUUAAUUAAAUUAAAGAGUUGUUAAUAAAGCAA
Molecule: messenger RNA, 2708 nt
Organism: Fundulus heteroclitus (mummichog)
Lineage: Eukaryota; Metazoa; Chordata; Actinopteri; Cyprinodontiformes; Fundulidae
Product: mitochondrial intermediate peptidase
Biological process (GO): peptide metabolic process
Cellular component (GO): mitochondrion
Molecular function (GO): metalloendopeptidase activity
Source: RefSeq, a predicted model, not a curated record